This is a messenger RNA of Lathyrus oleraceus (garden pea), 528 nucleotides long. RefSeq names its product secreted RxLR effector protein 161-like. The transcript has a single exon. The record is from RefSeq and is a predicted model, not a curated record. Lineage: Eukaryota; Viridiplantae; Streptophyta; Magnoliopsida; Fabales; Fabaceae. The coding region runs from base 1 to 528 and encodes 175 amino acids.
AUGACACGUGAAUUCGAGAUGACAGACUUAGGCCUGAUGAGAUUCUUUCUUGGUCUGGAGGUUCGACAAGAAGAAACAGGAAUCUUCAUCUCACAAGAAAAAUAUGCAAAAGAAAUCUUGAAAAGAUAUAAGAUGGAAAGCUGUAAUCCGGCUUCGACGCCAAUGGAACCAGGAACAAAAUUGUCGAAAUUUGAUGGAGGAGAACGUGUCGAAGCAGGAAAAUAUCGAUGUUUGGUAGGAAGUCUUCGCUAUCUCACAUGUACAAGACCAGAUAUCUCAUUAAGUGUAGGCAUUGUAAGUCGAUUCAUGGAGGAGCCAGUUUACACACAUUGGAAAGCAUUGAAGCGAAUUCUGAGGUACAUCCAAGGAACAGUGUCACUUGGGAUGUUUUACUCGAAUUCAGACAAAUACAAGUUGGUUGGUUACUCUGACAGUGAUUGGUGCGGAGACAUGGACGAUCGAAAAAGCACUUCUGGAUAUGUGUUUUUCAUGGGAAAUACUGCAUUUACUUGGCUUUCUAAAAAGUAG